Messenger RNA from Drosophila grimshawi, 1641 nucleotides. It is a transcript of the gene Cpr97Ea, whose product is annotated as tyrosine-protein phosphatase non-receptor type 23. Lineage: Eukaryota; Metazoa; Arthropoda; Insecta; Diptera; Drosophilidae. Bases 281 to 1357 code for a protein of 358 amino acids. The record is from RefSeq and is a predicted model, not a curated record. The transcript has 4 exons. Gene Ontology annotation, molecular function: structural constituent of chitin-based larval cuticle. Gene Ontology annotation, cellular component: chitin-based extracellular matrix.
AGUAAAUGUUGGCGCACCGCUAAGCGUAAAAAAGAUUGAGAAAAAAAACUACAACUCAACAACUACAGCAAAAGUUUCAAUUUCAGUUUCAGUCCCGGUUCAUUAGAUCAAUUGAAAGUGAUUUUGUUGUUGUUGUUGUUGAUUUUGUUGUCUUUUUGAGGCUGGGUGUUUGCCAGCGAAGGUCUUUUAGAGUCGUUGCGUUAAUCAAGUUUUUAAUCGAUUCAUAAAAGUUGUGAACAAAAGACGAAAAAUAAAAAGCGCAGAACGAGAACCAGCUGAAAUGAAAGUGCUACAACGUUUACUGUUAAUCGGCUGUCUGUUUGGCAGUCUAGUCAGCGCUCAGGACUAUCAGGAUUAUCAGCAGAGUGCACCCAGAUCGGCGCCUCAUCGAUUGCAGUCCAGUGCACAGCAGGAGGCGCCGCGCCCGACGCCGGUGCCCAUUCUCAAGCAAAUUAACAAGCAUAAUGAGGACGGUUCCUACACAUACGGAUAUGAAGGUGCCGAUGGCUCCUUUAAGAUCGAAACAAAAUUGGCCACCGGCGAGGUGAAGGGCAAAUAUGGCUAUAUCGAUGCCGAUGGCAAGGUGCGCGUCGUGGAAUAUGGCGCCAACAAGUAUGGCUUCCAGCCUUCUGGUGAGGGCAUCACGGUGGCACCGCCCACGCUGGUCGAUGAGUCCGCCAAGGAGGAGCCCGACUACGAUGAGGAGCCAGUUCAGCGACCGCAGCGACCUUAUCGUGUUCAACGACCCCAUCAGCAGCAUCAGCCACGCCCACAGCCAGCACCACGCCCACAGCCGCAACCACAACCGCAACCACAGCCACAAUAUGUGCCGUACCAGGAAGAGGAGGAAUUGGAGCCGCAGCGACGCGUCCAAUAUGCACCGCAGCCACAGUCCUCCAGCGUGGGUCCAACACCACCACGCUUGCAGGUAUCGGGAGCACAGCGCACCACCGAUGUGCUCUACUCACCGCUGCAGCGACCCGCUCGCCCUGAGCCCGAUUACUCGCAGACGCAGAGCUUCGGUGACGGACCAUCGAAUGUGCGCAUUUCCCGACCAGUCUACGCUCUGCCUCCCGCCUCGCCGGCACCGAGCAGCGCUCGCGCACAGGGCUUCCUGGCACCAGCAUCUGGCGGACGACCGUUGCUGGAGCCGGUGCAUUUUGGCCCUACCCAGGGACCGAUUGCACAGCCGGUGCAACAGUCGCAGCUGCAGCAACAAGCUCAGCGCAGCUAUCAGCCUCAGCAUCAGGCUCAGGGACGCGCUGGUGGCAGUCUGCUCGAUCAGCUGGCUCGGGACUAUGCUCUGCCCCAGGGCAAUGCUCAGCCGUUGCAUGACAUCACCUUUGGCUAUUAUUAGAAGCGGGAAGCCGGAGAAACUGGUAUUGGGUAGUUAAGGCGGCGCAUCAACCGCUUCUUUGAGUCAGGUGCAUAAUGAAAGCAACGAUAAAUGAUGUCCGAAUUACCGGACGUAGUUUCCCCAUUCCGUGAGAGUUUCUAUUCCAACUAUUACAUCUGCAAAACGCCAGUGAUUCCUUGCUUCUAGAUUCUAGGUACUAAAAUCUAUAUGUAUAUUCAAUUCGUAAGAUUUUAUGAUCGAUGUUUUACAAUUAAAUAAAAAAUAAAAUAUUUUUUGUCCUAAAA